GCAGUUGAGAAACAGUUCACACAGCGACUUUAACGUGUCGAGAACGCAGCCAGAAAAGAAGCGAGCGAGAGCAGAGCACAAUUUCGCCGCGUUUUCAAAAGUGAAGCGAAACGAGCAACUGUAACUGUAAACUCGCAAGCAACAGCGAAAUUAAAAAAAAAAAAACACUAAAAUAUAAAUAAACUCAACAAAAUUUAUUCAAAACGAAAAGACUUGCAACAAGAAUUUUUUUUGCGUGUAUCUUGAGUGCAAAAGAAAGAAAAGCGUGAAAAGCAGCGGCACUGCCAGCUAGCUAGCGUUUACCACAAAUCGAACGUUGUUUUUUUUUUUUUUUUGCUUUGGUGAAGUGCAACAAGGAUUACAAAACCCAACUCGGAUUACAAACAGCAGCAACGGCGACAAUUUUUUUUUGAGCACGUAAAAUAUAAACACACCCACACACACACACACACACACACACACAUUUGGAAAAUGCAUUUGCCCGCUGGACCCACACUGGUGGCCAAUACGGCCGCCCACACGCAAGUCCUGGCCGCAGCGGCAGCAGCGGCGGCAGCGGCGGCGGCUGCCACGAAUGUUAGCCAAGGCAACAUAAGCACACACUCGGCCAGCAGCACGGGCAGCUCCACGCCGGACAACAACAGCAGCAGCAACAACAACAAUAACAGCAGCAACAGCAGCAGCAGCAACAACAACAACAACAACUCCAAUUCAAACGCGGCGAAUUUGGCAAAAAUGCCAAGCUCCAUGACAGACAUGUUCGCCAGCCUGCACGAGAUGCUGCAGGAAUAUCACGGCGAAUUGGCGCAAACCGGCUCGCCGUCGAUCCUGUGCAGCGCGCUGCCCAAUCACUGGCGCUCCAACAAAUCGCUGCCGGGCGCCUUCAAGGUGAUCGCCCUGGACGAUGUGCCCGAUGGCACCCUCGUCUCGAUCAAGUGCGGCAACGAUGAGAACUAUUGCGGCGAGCUGCGCAACUGCACCACCACGAUGAAGAAUCAGGUGGCCAAGUUCAAUGAUCUGCGCUUCGUGGGCCGCUCCGGUCGCGGCAAGUCCUUUACGCUGACCAUCACCAUUGCCACCUAUCCGGUCCAGAUAGCCAGCUACAGCAAGGCCAUCAAAGUAACGGUCGACGGGCCGCGGGAGCCAAGAAGUAAGCAAAGCUAUGGCUAUCCACAUCCCGGCGCCUUCAAUCCGUUCAUGCUGAAUCCGGCGUGGCUGGACGCCGCCUAUAUGACCUACGGCUAUGCGGACUAUUUCCGCCAUCAGCAGGCGGCCGCCGCUGCAGUGCAUCAUCCGGCGCUAUCCAAGGCAGCCACCUCGCCCAAUGGCAGCGCCAGCGGCGUCGUCUCGCCCGGAACUGCGGCUGCUGGAGCCGCUGUGCCCGCCGCCGCUGCCGCCGAUUAUCCGCCGCCGCCUUCGUCUGUGGGCGUGGGUGUGGGCGCCGUGGCGCCCGGUUCCAUGAUGCCCUCGCCGCCGGGCGGCCCGCCAGCGUCGGCUUAUGCCAUGCCGCAGUUCCCGUUCAACCAUGUGGCCGCCGCUGCUGCGGCAGCCGCACAUCAGAAUCAAAAAUCCACGCCGCACGCAUUUCAUCCGUAUAAUUUUGCGGCCGCGGCGGGCUUGCGGGCGCGCAAUGCGGCCGCCGCUGCACUGCAUCAUGGCGGCCUGAGCGCCGCGGAAGCGGCGCACAUGAGUCCCGCCUCGUCACGUCCAUCGAGCUCCUCGCCAACGCCAACGCCCACGUCCAUGCCCCAUGUGCUGCUCAAGCUGAACACCUCGAUCGAGACGAGCUCCAUACACGAACAAUCCGCCUCGGAUGCGGACUCCGACGACGAGCAGAUCGAUGUGGUCAAAUCCGAAUACGAGCUGGACAAGUCCAUCGAUUCCACGCGCAGCUCACCCACCCAGCAGAUCUCUGUGCCGCUCCGUAUGCGCUGCGAUCUCAAAGCUCCCUCCGCCCUGAAGCCGCUCUACCACGAGACGGCGUCCGCGGCGGCGGCAGUGGCUGCGCCUCGCCAGGCUUCGCCGGAGACAACGCUGCCGGCGGCAACAAAGCUGAAGAAUGCCGUCGUGCAGCAGAAGACUGUCUGGCGGCCUUACUGAGCAGCACACGCACACACACGCGCACUGAGCACACACACACACACACACACACACACACACAGAGUGAUAUGGAGCAGCAAGCAGGCAGAAAGCAGGCGCAGAGCGGCAGCAACAUUGUGAUAUAGUCAUAUAAGUUAGACACGUCCACAGCAGAGCACAGCACAAAAAAGAAGAAGAACACACACGACUCCGGCCGGCAAACGGAGCGGAGCAGGAAUAAGAGGAGGAGGAGACGGAGGCGGGGGCGGGACAGAAGGCGCAGGAGGACUGCCAGGAGCUGGGCUAAAGGAUAUACGCAUGCUUGGUUUUGGGGCAAGGCAAGGGCCGUGCGGCGAGCUCACUCGAAGUUUUAUGCUCGAUUCAUAAAAUCGUGCGUUGAGUUCGUUACGCACACACACACACACGCACACACACACACAGACACACACACUCCAAUCCCCCUGGAAGAAAAGUAUAUGCCAAAAAGCCCUCCUGGAUUUUCGCUCGAUCGCCACGCGGCGAACGUCAAGGAAACUAUUUAGACCUAAACGCCUCGCCCCCCCACACGCCCAUCCCUCCCUCAACCAAAACACAAAACCAAAAAAAACUUUAGUUCAAUUUUAUGAUUUCCCUCUUUUUUUUUAACAAACACACACACACACAUAUAUUUAUAUAUAUACAUUUUUUUUUUUAAUUUUUAUUUCUCUUCAAACAAAACUUUGUCUUCGUAGGGUAAACGCAAAAGAAGUUCCCAUAAAAUCUCGUAGUUUACUAAAUCAAACAAUUUUCAUUUUUCUUGUAAAUAGCGUGAGUUAAAUAUCACACACACACACACACACACACAUAUAUAUAUAUACUAUAUAUAUCGAGAUUUUUUUUUUUUUUUUUUAACAUUCGAAUUUAGCUAUUGAUAAUGUUUAA
Drosophila virilis is the source of this 3000-nucleotide messenger RNA. It is a transcript of the gene run, whose product is annotated as segmentation protein runt. The record is from RefSeq and is a predicted model, not a curated record. Lineage: Eukaryota; Metazoa; Arthropoda; Insecta; Diptera; Drosophilidae. Gene Ontology annotation, biological process: regulation of DNA-templated transcription. Gene Ontology annotation, molecular function: ATP binding; DNA-binding transcription factor activity, RNA polymerase II-specific; RNA polymerase II cis-regulatory region sequence-specific DNA binding. Gene Ontology annotation, cellular component: nucleus.